UAUGCUCUAGGUACUCAGCUUGAAACUGAUAUUCUUAACGAAGACUCAAAUGUUUUGGUCUUUUCGCUUCUUGUGGAAGUGUUCAUUGCUUCCAUCAGUUUAAAGCCAUGUACACUUGUCCUAGAUGGAAUCGAAGAACUGAUUGGCAUUUAUGGGAUUUCAGGACAGAAGGCACAGAAUUUUUCUUGGCUGCCAGGCUCACUGCCUCCUCAUUGCAAAUUUAUCAUGAGCACCGUCUCCUCCAGCCUGUCCUAUAAGUUGCUGUGUGCCCGCCUGGAUGUGAAGACAGUGGAGCUCCUUAGUGUAGGAGACGAAGAAGUGAAACUAAACAUCUUUAGACAGCAUCUCUUUGUUCCCAACAAAGACCCCCUCUGACAGAGCAAAUGCACUUUGAGGAAGAAAACAAACCCGAAUCCUUUAAAACUCACAGUCCUGGCAAACGAACUGAGAGAAUGUAGAAUCUACCGAAAUGAGUAUCAGUGUCUGAAGGAGUACUUGGAGGUGGUCUCCAUUCAGGAGCUCUGGGAAUUGAUUCUGAAACGCUGGAUUGAAGACUAUAGCUGGACUUUUACGCCAAAAAGGGCCAAUUCAGAAAUGGCGGCUUCAGGAGAAGGUGUGAUCACUCCUGUCAGAGAAAGUAGUCCAUAUAUCUUUGAGAAUCCAACAAACCACAGGAAAACACAUUUCCACCGAAUCUUAGUCCGAUACUUUCAACGGCAAACCACUUUCUGGAGAGUGUACGAGGAACUGCCCUGGCAUAUGAAGAUGAGCGGCUCCUGGGGGGACUUGUGCAGCUCUCUUCUCUCAAGUCCUAGCAUCACAGACUUCAUAUCAAAGAUCCAAAACUCAAGCUUCUGGACAAGGCUGCACCUCAUCCACUACUGGAGCAUGUUAUCAGAAGUUGGCUAUGAUGCUGCUGGGGCUUAUGUGUUCACAGUGUCUAAGAUUAAAGCCGACAGGUGCCAUAAGGUGAGGAGGAGAUGUUCGCUCUCAGUGCUGGAAUGCAGGCUUUUUGAGGUCACCACCAUUAACAAAUGCCGAUUAAUGUUCUUUAUCGGGAAAUUUCUGAAGCUUAUAGGCAAGACCAAGGAAGCAGAAGGGCUAUUCUUGAACAUCGAGAACAUGCUAGCACAGAGCCAGGCCCUGACACAGGUGCUUCCCACUGUGCAGAAUGCGACUCGAGAGUUCUACCUUGAGGUUGGGCUGACCCACGAGGGAUUCCAGUGUUUCCAGAAAGCCUGGUCCAACCUCAUGGAGUUUUCACCUGGCGACAUCAAAGACAAUCAAGACGUCGUGAGGCAGAAAGGCAGCGUACUGAACAAUCUGGCAAAGUCGGCCGGAGACUACUUGAAAGAACAUCACAUCUGGGAAUGUGCUACUGAAAUUUCCAGCCUGCUGUACAACAACCCCCGAGACCAGGCGACCAUGAAAUACACCAAAGGUGUUCUCAUGUAAACAUGUGUUUUUUUCUUGAACAAUCAUUCUUUCCUGUGCUAGUUUUCCCCAUCAAGGUCAAUGUUCUCAACCCACACUUGUGAGUCCAUUUCCUGCUUGACAGGGUGAAGAAUGUGGAACAUUAGCAUUUCUGCCCUCAACUUCGGGGAUUCUCCAGCGGGCUGACUCUGCCCCUCAGGGGCUCUCUGGCAAGGUCUGGGGACACUUCAGGUUGUCAGGACUGUUGCUGACGUUGGGUGGGUGGAGGCCAGGUGGUACGAGCUGGUACAGGACACAGGAUGGCCCCCAUCGUGCCACCUGCCUGACGCCAGCUGGGGUUCAGGUUAGUGCCUAGCCUUUAGUAAAGGAGGCCUUUUUUUUUUUUUUAAAGAUUUAUUUAUUUAUGAUAUAUAUAUAUAUAUAUAUAUAUAUAGAG
Canis lupus familiaris (dog) is the source of this 1870-nucleotide messenger RNA. It is a transcript of the gene TTC41, whose product is annotated as putative tetratricopeptide repeat protein 41. Lineage: Eukaryota; Metazoa; Chordata; Mammalia; Carnivora; Canidae. The record is from RefSeq and is a predicted model, not a curated record.